CAGCUCUUCAGUGCGUGUUGGCGAGUUCCAAAGGCAACACAGAAAAAAGAAAAAAAAGUAGAGGACUUUGAGUAGAACAGUGUGAUCUGUAUGUGUCGUGUUUAGUGUCGAAUUAGUAGUUUGUUUAAUUUUUGAUUAUUUGUGCGGUAUCCAUGAUCUCCACGAUGGAAGAAACCAAGACUGACAUCAAGUCGAAGAUAUCCUUUAGCGUGGAAUCGUUACUGGCGACUUCUGUCACAAAACAAUCUCCGUCGCCCACACCAGACGAGUGUUCGAGUUUUUCGGAAAAUGAGGAAAAUAGGUUUGACACGUCCAGCGAGAAAAUCGAUGAUGAUGAUGACGAAGAGGAAAAUAUUACUGUUGACGAUGAGGAUACGGACGGAAGGGAGAGUUUGAGUCCGGGGUCGCAGCAUACCGUGUUGAUACCUCAGCCAGUGCAUCCGUCUAUGUCCAGGAUUAUACCGCCGGGGCAUACGCAGUGGCCGUUUGCUUGGCCAGGGCCAAAUGGACCUUUUAGGUCGAAUUCUCCACAAACUAAUAUACCAAAUCUGAAUGGAGCUGGUGGUCCUCCGAUAGUUAGGUGUGCACUAAGGAAACACAAACCAAACAGAAAACCUAGAACGCCCUUCACGACGCAACAGCUUCUAGCCCUAGAGAAGAAAUUUAGAGAUAAGCAGUACCUUAGCAUAGCAGAACGAGCAGAAUUUUCCAGUUCACUUAGAUUAACAGAAACACAGGUCAAAAUCUGGUUUCAAAACCGCAGAGCCAAAGCCAAGCGACUCCAAGAAGCCGAACUGGAGAAACUGAGGCUCUCUGCCAGACCCCUGCUUCCCCCCACCUUCGGCCUGUUCCACGGGGGGGCGCCCCUCAUCUCCCCCUUCCUCACCGCGAUGGCGCACCGGCCGCCCCAUUUCGCCUUCUCCGGCCCGGGGCCGAUGCUCAACAUGCCCCAAUGAAACCAAAAGUGAUACGAACAAUGUAAAUAGUCGGUGUAUAUAGUGUUGGACAGUCGUCGGGACAAUGUAUAAUAUUAAGGAAAGAGACGUUUAUUGAACAUUCGGUUGGUACUGCCAAAGUUUAUGAAAUAUUUCUUGGCAUGCUUAUUACAUUCAAAUUUUGGUAUGUUUUAUUAAGGAUUUAAAACCGGGUCUGCGUUUAGGUAUCGAAUAUAACAAUCUAGCAGAAUCUGACAUAUUUGUAGGUCUUCAAGCAAAAGAUACUCCAAAGUCCAAAAACGAACCAUUUUUUAAUGCAUUUAUUUCUUACUG
Molecule: messenger RNA, 1268 nt
Organism: Sitophilus oryzae (rice weevil)
Lineage: Eukaryota; Metazoa; Arthropoda; Insecta; Coleoptera; Curculionidae
Gene: Msh
Product: homeobox protein MSX-2-like
Exons: 3
Coding region: 153-956 (267 amino acids)
Biological process (GO): regulation of transcription by RNA polymerase II; embryonic morphogenesis
Cellular component (GO): nucleus
Molecular function (GO): RNA polymerase II transcription regulatory region sequence-specific DNA binding; DNA-binding transcription factor activity, RNA polymerase II-specific
Source: RefSeq, a predicted model, not a curated record